Tilletiaria anomala UBC 951 is the source of this 1236-nucleotide messenger RNA. RefSeq names its product RWD-domain-containing protein. NCBI's taxonomy places the organism in Eukaryota, Fungi, Basidiomycota, Exobasidiomycetes, Georgefischeriales, Tilletiariaceae. Gene Ontology annotation, biological process: cytoplasmic translation. Gene Ontology annotation, molecular function: protein binding. The transcript is spliced from 4 exons. Bases 264 to 1079 code for a protein of 271 amino acids. The record is from RefSeq and is a predicted model, not a curated record.
GACAGACAGACAGAGCGAUCGAUGGACGACGGGGCGCUUUCCAUUAACCGUAGAGAGGCAGAAACAGGAAGCAGGCUGUUUACUAACAUCCAAGCCACUCAAGGGAAGUAUUGGAUAGUAGCCUGCUGCACUUAAAGCUCUUCAUUUUCAACCGCGACGAAUACAGUCUCGCAUAUUUGGGACCUGGCCACUCAAUUUUGUCGGCUUCACAUCCCAAAACUUACCGUCGACGAGAUUCUUCACUUUUGCAAGGCGGUUGAACAAUGUCCACAUUCGAGGAAGUGACUACAGAAGAGCUCGAAGCUCUCGAAAGCAUCUACGUGGAUGAACUCGAGAAGAUAUCCGAAGACGAGUUGCGCAUUCGAAUAGACUCUGAAGAUGACAUCUCAGCAGCUCCUUCGAACGCCACCAAUGGGGAUGAAGAGCCAGAAGGCAGGGAAGAGGCAUUCCGACUAUAUUUGAAUGUCAAGUACACGCCUGGGUAUCCCGACGAAGUACCUAAUCUGAAGCUGGAGAGCGCGGGAGAUACGAUCGAUGAGCAAGCAAGAGAAGAGAUGCUGAAAGACCUCAAAGCUGUUGCUGAGGAGUCUCUCGGGAUGGCCAUGGUCUUCACUUUGGCGUCGCACAUGCGCGAAAGUCUUACGGAUUGGAUACACCGGCAAAAAGAGGCCAAGGAAAGAGAUGAGACGGCGCGUAGAGAGGCAGAGCUGGAGGCUGAGCAGGAAAAGUUUCGAGGAACUGCAGUGACGACCGAACGCUUUAUGGAAUGGCGAAGAAAGUUCGAAGCUGAGCGGCGGACAGAACAGGCCAAGCAAGAAGAAGAAAAGCUCAAGGGCAUGACUGCCAAGGAGCGCGAAGAGCACAAGCGCUGGAAAACUAAACCCUCUGGAAAGGAACUCUUCGCAAAAGGCACCAUAGUUGAGUCUGCAGCUGGAAAGGGCGACGAAGCCGACGGAGAGGAGAUCGACUGGUCAUUAUAUAGCAGAGAGGAGCGGGAAAGACUGCGAAGAAAGGAGGAGGAGGAGGCAGAGGCAGUAGCCCAGAUGGAGAAUGUACACUUUGACUCAGACGACGAUUGAAUGCUGCACAUUUGGCGAGCAGCUCAUCUUCUAGACCCCAUCUCAAGGCCAGUCGGCCGACUGCAACUGCGACGUGAUCUCGAACAACCGGAACAGUGUCCUGCCGAUCGCAGAGAUGUGCUGGUCGUGACUCGUGAAUUUGACGCUUAACUGCUGU